Messenger RNA from Echinostoma caproni, 273 nucleotides. NCBI's taxonomy places the organism in Eukaryota, Metazoa, Platyhelminthes, Trematoda, Plagiorchiida, Echinostomatidae. The record is from the annotation of a GenBank genome assembly.
AUGGUGCGGCAUCCGGAAAGGAGGAAUGCAAAAUCAAUCGGUCCCAUUUUGACGUUGGGCGGCCGAGGGCUGUAUUCCGUGGUGAAAAAUCUAGCGCUCCCGAAUGUUUCUGUUGAAUUGCCGUUCGAGAAGUUGAAAUCCCUAUUGCUGGACCACAUUCUCCCAGUGGAUUUUCAGGCCACUGAACGGGCCAAGUUCAACUCAAUGAUCAGAGCUGCCAACAUGCCGUGCCGUAAAUUCAUCCUUCAGUUGAACAAACAAGCGUCAAAAUGA